AUGAGGCCUGGGAUGGGGGGCUGGGGCUGCCUGCUGCUGACUGUGGCCGAGGCCACCCUGGUGCUGCUCACGAGGCCCCCAGGUUCUUGGGGGGUCCACAUCAUCGGAGGCCACGAGGUGGUCCCCCACUCCCGGCCCUACAUGGCGUCCGUGCACUUCAGAGGCCAGCACCACUGCGGGGGCUUCCUGCUCCAUGCCCAAUGGGUGGUCUCGGCCGCCCACUGCUUCCGCAACAGGGACCCCCUCGAGGGCCUGGUAGUGCUGGGGGCCCAUGACCUUCAAGCCCCUGAGCCCACACAGCAGGUGUUCAGCAUCAAGCAGGCCUUCAUACACCCCAACUACCAGCCAUCCAGUCAUGCCAACGACAUCUGCCUGCUGAAGCUGAACAGCUCGGCUGUCCUGGGCGGCGAGGUCGGCCUGCUGAAGCUGCCGCAGAAAGGCUCCAGGCAGCCCAAGGCUGGGGCGCUGUGCCGGGUGGCCGGCUGGGGCUUCAGGUCGGACUUCGAGGACCCGCCUCCUGCGCUGAUGGAGGCGGAAGUCCGCGUGCUGGGCCUGGACGCCUGCAACAGCUCCUGGUGUGGCCAGCUGAGCCCCGCCAUGCUCUGCACCCGCAGUGGCGACAACCAGCGGCGCGGCUUCUGCACGGCAGACUCCGGGGGGCCCCUGGUGUGUGGGAGCAGGGCCCACGGCCUCGUCUCCUUCUCGGGCUUCUGGUGCGGGGAUCCCAAGUACCCCGACGUGUACACACGGGUGUCUGCCUUUGUGACCUGGAUCCGGGGUGUGGUUCGGAAGGACCUGCGCGGCACCACCACAGCACCCUGCCCGGGCCCCCCGGGCCCCUUUCAGGUGCUUGCUGCCCACUGCCCAGGGGGGACACUGAGGCCCAGAGAGGGGGCAGUGGGCACCCCAAGGCCCUACACCUGUGUCUCCCCUCAUGCUUCCAGAACCCCCACUACUCCAGGCCCUGAACUAGGACCCCCCUAG
Messenger RNA from Trichechus manatus latirostris (Florida manatee), 984 nucleotides. It is a transcript of the gene PRSS57, whose product is annotated as serine protease 57. Gene Ontology annotation, molecular function: serine-type endopeptidase activity. The transcript is spliced from 6 exons. Gene Ontology annotation, biological process: proteolysis. Bases 1 to 984 code for a protein of 327 amino acids. The record is from RefSeq and is a predicted model, not a curated record. Lineage: Eukaryota; Metazoa; Chordata; Mammalia; Sirenia; Trichechidae.